Molecule: messenger RNA, 2082 nt
Organism: Glycine soja
Lineage: Eukaryota; Viridiplantae; Streptophyta; Magnoliopsida; Fabales; Fabaceae
Product: serine/threonine-protein kinase STY13-like
Exons: 6
Coding region: 605-1765 (386 amino acids)
Biological process (GO): protein phosphorylation
Cellular component (GO): plasma membrane
Molecular function (GO): ATP binding; protein kinase activity
Source: RefSeq, a predicted model, not a curated record
AUCAUUUUCUUUCUUUCUUUCUUUUUUUUUUCUCUCUAUCUCUCACCAAUCCGCCCCAAAAUGGGUGGACCUUGAUCUUUUCCCUGAAAUUUCUCUUCAACUAUCGACUGAAACAUUUACUCUUUCAAAUGUAACAGCCAGCCAACGGCAAUUCAUGGCAGUGAGUGAUGGUGGUACACAUAGAAAGAAGAAAAAAGAAACUGAUGUAACAAGAUUGAGUUAAUAAAUAGUAAAAAAUGACAUGCAAUAAAUGUUUUAGAUUGCAGUGAUAAACAAGUAAGGAAGGAGGUGAGGCUGGGGAGGAGACCGGGUGGGUCAGAGGCACACGUUUUACGCAGGCAAUUCCAUGUGCCCACAUGGAUAAUUGGAGAGACCCUAGCAAUUUUGCGGAGGGAAAAUAAAAAACCCACAAACACAAACCAAAACAUGAACAAUUACAACAUCAUCAAACGACAACUGAAACACCCACAACCAUAUCUCGCAAGUUAACACACUACUUCACCUCCCCUCUUUUCACGCUCCACCAAUAAUAAAAAAGUUUCAAGCUUUCAAGUUAGUGGGGUGAGUGACAAAAACAAGAAGAAGUAGAAGAAGCAUAAGAAAGAUGAACGAAGGAAAUGAUGGGUUUGUGAGAGCAGAUCAGAUUGAUCUGAAGAGCAUCGAUGAGCAGCUCGAGAGGCACCUCAGCAAGGUUCUGAUGAAGCAGAAGGAAGAGGACGAUGCUGGCUCUGAUCAUUCUCGUCACUCUAGCUCCUUUGCCACUGCAACUAAGUUCAAAAGUGUUGCGGGUAGUGCUGGCGCCACUACCUUCAAGAAGCAGAGGCAGGAGUGGGAAAUUGACCCUUCUAACCUCAUCAUCAAGAGUGUCAUAGCCAGGGGAACCUUCGGCACUGUCCACCGCGGCAUCUACGAUGGCCAAGAUGUUGCUGUUAAAAUGCUGGACUGGGGUGAAGAAGGGCACCGGACAGAGGCUGAAAUUGCUGCCCUCAGGUCAGCGUUUACACAAGAAGUUGCUGUUUGGCAUAAACUUGAACAUCCUAAUGUCACCAAGUUUAUAGGGGCAACAAUGGGGUCGUCAGAAUUACAGAUACAGACUGAUAAUGGUCUAAUUAGCAUGCCAAGCAAUAUCUGCUGUGUCGUUGUAGAGUAUCUUGCUGGAGGUACGCUGAAAUCUUUCCUAAUAAAGAAUAGGAGGAGGAAGUUAGCUUUUAAGGUUGUCAUCCAGCUGGCACUUGAUCUUGCAAGAGGGCUGAGUUAUCUUCACUCUCAGAAGGUUGUCCACAGAGAUGUAAAGACAGAGAACAUGCUGUUGGACAAGACACGCACUGUCAAAAUUGCUGAUUUUGGAGUUGCACGUGUUGAAGCAUCAAAUCCUAAUGACAUGACUGGGGAGACUGGUACACUUGGUUACAUGGCUCCUGAGGUUUUGAAUGGCAACCCCUAUAACAGGAAAUGUGAUGUGUACAGUUUUGGCAUCUGUUUGUGGGAAAUAUAUUGCUGUGACAUGCCAUAUCCUGACCUAAGUUUCUCAGAGAUUACUUCCGCUGUUGUUCGGCAGAAUCUGAGACCAGAAAUACCAAGAUGUUGCCCAAGUUCUUUGGCAAACGUGAUGAAACGAUGUUGGGAUGCCAAUCCCGAUAAACGGCCCGAAAUGGAUGAGGUAGUUGCCAUGAUAGAGGCCAUUGACACAUCCAAAGGUGGAGGUAUGAUCCCUGUUGAUCAGCAGCAGGGUUGUUUUUGCUUCCGUAAGCACAGAGGACCUUGAUCCUUACUCCAACAAUCUAUUAUGAUUUUUAGCUAUUCAAAGAAUCAAUAUGUAUCUAUGGUGAGAAAACAGGAUUGGAAAGCCAAGAUGAGAGGAAUAUACAAUAGAGGGUAUAGGAAGGAGAAGCUGGUGAUGUGUCAAUUCUUAUGUAAAUCCAUAACUUAUUUUCUUUUAUUCUUACUUCUUUUCUGUUUGGGUUUUUUGGGUAUGAAUACUACUUGGCAAUGUUGCUGGACUGGCCUUGUAACCUUGUAAGAUUUUCGUUAUACUGUUGUAAUCUUGAUUUAUGUGAUUAAAUUGGAUCUAUUUGCUAGAUA